UUUUAGAUCAAACUUUACCCAGUGUAAUGACAAUGGCUGUUUCUUACACUGUUAUUAGUUAUAAUCAUUAUUUUAAUUAAAUUUUAUACAAUUUAUGUCCAUGCCGCGCCAGCUGUUUUUUCUUCUAGUGCUGCCAGACCGUGAUUCAAGUGUUGAGCGCUGCCAACACGUGCCGAAAAUACGAAGCGAAGAAAAACACCAAAAAACGCAGAGAAAACAUGCUAACAGUCGAAGAAGCAAAAGCAAUAAAAAAAAGAGGAAAACAAGCAGCAAAUAUGUUUGAUAUAACGAGGCAGCGGAAGAGACAAAAAUUAUAAAUCAGUGUAGAGAAAAAAUUGCCCAGUGUGCGAAGAGAAGCAAAGCUGCAUUCAUUAAUUGUGUAAAAACCACUAAAAAAAAUCCUCAAGUAGCUAUGAGCAACAAAAACAGCAACAAUAUCAACAGCACCAGCAUGCCAUACCCGGAAUCCGAAGAAGAGGAGGAGGAGCUCAGCGGGUCUUACAACAUCAAUGACAAUGGUGGUCAGUUAAGUGACUGUAGCAGCAGUAACAGCAGCGCUGCCAGCAGCAGCGGAAAAACGGCAAGCAGUUCCAAUAGCAACUCCAGCGAUGAGGACGAUGACGAUGACGAUGAUGACGCCACGGAUCAGGACACACAUACUGAUACCGAUUCGGAUGAUGCCACAACCACGCAAUCCGAUGAGCUAGAACUGGCCCAGCUUAGCGAGCAGCAUAUAUUUCGCUUGCCCCGCGGACUCUGCGAAAAUGCGAGCAUUUUUCAUGAAUUCUUUUCAGUUGAAACCUGGCAAAUGCUCCCCAAUAACAUGCAGGCACGCCUGCAGCCCUUACUGCCUAGCUAUGCAGCCUUUCUGACGCCAGCACAGGCGGCCGCGGAACAGCAACGGACGCUUCUGCAGCUUUUCAAUGGGGGUAUGCAACGCUUCGGUCAGUCACCAUUAUUGCGACUGCAACGACAACUAGAAGAAGGUAGCUUACGGCCGGAUGUGUUGCAGCUGCGCCUAAGUAUUGAGCGUUCACAGAGACGGGAGUGUCGCUUCCAGAAAGCCGAGCGCCUCAGUCGGCUAGCCAAGGAACUAUUUCUUUCCCGGGAGCAAGUGCUGCAACAGGUCUAUACAAUGGCACCGCCUCCGCACGAUGGUGAUACAUUUAAAGAGCAGCCACGCCCACGCAAACGUAAAACGCCUACGCUGCACCGAGAAAACAAAUUCUGUGUGGAACGUGCACGCAAACGAUACUGCCAAGAGCUCGUCCAGUUAGCACGUGAAUUGAAAUUGCAGCCCGGCGACAUCAGCGCUGACGAACAGGACGAGGAAGCGGCUCAAUUGGCAAUAAUUGCCGAGGAGCGCCAGCUGAAGUCAGAAACGAUUACGCGGCCUUCAAACGCGGCGGAUAAGAAAUGCAUUUACAGUACCUUCUUCAAGCGUCGUCCUGGCCUAGAGGAUGAGCAAGUGCUGCGCAGCAUGCAGUCGGACAAGAUCCAGCCACUGAACGAGAAAAACUUCAAGAAGUAUUUACGCGACUAUAAGCGGCGGAAAAUCCAGCAACCGCAAUUGCCCGACUUUGAUACCGCUGACAUACGAUUGCGUGACAUUUGCACACGCGCUCAAUUUGUGGGCAAUUUUAAACCAGGACGCAAGCCGAAAGCCUUGACAGCUCGUCUCAAUCAGCAGCAGGUGAAUGAGCCCCCCGCCCUGGUGCCUAUUGGUGUCAAGGUCAAGCAGGUGGAACCUGUAACUGAGCUGCUCACCGAUGAGCCGCAGCAGCUUUAUGGGCGCGCUGCCCUUGAACCGGAUGAGGAGGAGUUAGAGCAGGAGUUGCAAGAGCAGUCGGAGAUACAGCCAAUGUCCAAGACAUUGGAACCAACAGCAGUAUCUGCGCUUGCCCAGCAAUUGCCAAAACUGGAACCGAUUGUGGCUCGUGCUGUCUUCACCAGCAAUUCGCCUCGGGCGUUAAUCAAGGCAGGUGCCCAUAUCACUGGCAGUCCCACCCGAGAACACGCAACUACAGCGAUCACCCAACGGUCACAUGCCUGUUACUUUUCGCUGUUACGAGAUCUGUUUGUGUCCACGCCGCAACAUCGUUUGACCUACCUGGAGUUGCAGUCGCAGCUGCACAAGUGGCGAACGGAUAGCUCCACUGGUGGCUUACCAGAUUGGCUUCGCCUACUGCCCAACGAUUGGACACAAUUACUGCAAUCAGCUGUUAGCUUCCUGUCGGGUGACUUUGUCACGCUUCCUUCAGAAUAUGUGCCCUACAUUGAACAUAAAACGCAACUGAACAUAUAUCAAUGGAUUGGUGCUGGCCGCGACUCGGAUACGCGUCUGCAAACGCUCUGCCAAUAUUGGCUGCAGCGUCGCAAGGAGGACACAAUGACGAUGCAACAGUUGCCGCUGCAACAGCAACAACAGUUGGCACCACAUCAACAAUUGAGUCCCAUUGCUGCACUGGAUGUGACGCCUACGCCGCCGCCGCGUUGCCCCACCAGUUGGGCAGUACGCGUGGCGACCCAGUCAGAGAUGCUGGAGUUCCAGCGACAGGAACGCCUGCGCUUCGAGCAACCACAUCGUCCCUUCACGUAUCGCAUGCACGGGUACGAGAGCGUUGUGGGACCCGUGAAGGGCAUAUAUACGCAGAGCUUGGCCCUAAAUAAGGCGCGCGGUCAUGCCGUCAUGGUAGACGAUAGGCCGCCAUAUGUGACCAUCUUGACGCUAGUGCGAGAUGCCACCGCACGGUUGCCCAAUGGCGAGGGUACAAGGUCAGAGAUAUCCGAACUGCUAAAGUGUUCGCAGUUCGUCAAUCGGCAGGCGGCAGAGAAUGUGUUGCAAACGAUUGUGAGCGGCGCGCUGGAUCGAAUGCAUGGCGGCCUGGAUCCGUGUGUGCGCUACGAUGCACGUCGCAAGAUCUGGAUCUAUUUACAUCGCAAUCGCAGUGAGGCGGACUUUGAGCGCAUGCACCGCCAGAAUCAGACGAUGGUCAAGCAAAAGCAGCAGCAGCGCAAGCACAAUAAGCCAAAGAAGGAUGAAUUAAUUGACCAGUGCUCACAGGAGCUGCCCGCCCUGGUGGCAGCUUCCACAGCAACAGCAGCUACAACAGCUGCCACAGCAACAGUAGCAACAUCCACAGCACCUACUUCCACAGGAGUGUUAAUCAAGAAGCAUCCGCCUUCGUCAACGUUACCAUUGCAGGUAAAAUUUCCACCUGUGCCGCCGCUAAAAUAUCAUGUACCGCCUGCCGGAGCCACAGCACCUGGUGCCAACGCUGUCAUUUCCUCCCAACAUCUAGUGACUGCACAGAAAUCUUUGCUUAAGUCGACGCAGCGCAGCGGCGUUGUAACGCUACUGGAAAGGUCGCCAGCAGCUGGUACCGUGCAGUUACUUAAAACGUCACCCAAAACUCUCCAGCAACAACAGCAGGUGGGACAUAACAGCAGCCCGACUCGUAAUACCACGCCCAUACUUGUGUCCACGCCCAGCGGAUUGCAAACUGUUCAUGUGGCUGCCACGCCCAAUAAAAAGAUGGCCAUCAAAAAGCCCAUUGUCAUCAAUACGCCCACACAAACACAGGCAUCAAGUACAGCAACAGCUGCAACAUCAACGGGCAGCUUUAUUUUGCCAUUGGAUCAACAACAACAGCAACAACUCAGCCAGCCCAAUAAAGUUUCGCCCGCGCGCCAACAAAUGCCCAAAAAUAUUAUACGCCUACUACCCGCAAGUGGGGCAGCGAGUCCAGUUGCUAGUAAACCUUCAGUUGUACAACUGCCCGGAAGUCCGAGCGCUCUUAGGCCCUCGACACCUGUUCAAAUACUUGGACCACGCAUGCUCGCACAGACCACUGUGCGGCCUUUGCAACAAAAGAUUGGCGGUGUUUCCAUUAUCAACAAUAAACCUACGAACACGACCAGUGGAAGUCCAAUCGCCAAUGCCACAGCUAGUGGCACGACAACGGGCACGGGUACCAUUGUAAAGAUGUCACCACAGGCGUUCGCCACUCUGCAGCAACAGCAAUUGAAGCAGAAACAACAGCAGUCACAGCAACAACAGCCGCAGCAGCGAAUACUCGUGGGCAACACGGCAAUAUCAUCGAACAAAAACAUUGUGUUCCAGGCGCUACCAAAAGCAGCACCUAAAAUACUCAGCACCAUGACUGGGCAGGCCAAACCGCUGGCCACCGCGAAUCUCUCGCCGCAGCAGCAGCGCAUUGUAUUGCAAAGCUUCAAGCAGCCGAUAUCUACAUCAGCAGCAGCUGCAGUUGCUGCUGCUACCUCACAGACAACAACACGUAUCAUACGCACGAGUCCGGUGACGGCAACAACAACAUCCGCGGGCACAGCUACAGCAACGCAAGGUGGACACAUAUUGACGCUGGAGAGUCUGUUGCAGAAACAAAAUGCUGGCAAGCUCAUACAGCUAGCGACAACAACCACCGGUAGCAAUGUAAUAACGCUUACACCUUCGGCUCAACCCCAGAAUCAGCAACAGCAGUUGACCACGACCAAGCAGCUUCCGACAACGGCGCGAAUUGUUACCGCUGGCCAUGCUGCAAUGGUACCAAAAAUCAUAGGCAAGACGACGGUCAUGCCCGGAAAACCGCUGCUGUUGCACGCUAAGACACUGAAGCUGGGCGGCACUGCAGUAGUUAGCACACAAACAAGUACAGCCACCACACUAACCAGCGGUGGCAGUGUCGCUGGUUUGAAGACGGCGCAAAACAUUGUGAUUGGUGGGCAGACGGUGAAGCUGCAGGGAACGACUAUUCCAACGCGCAAUGCUUCAGGUGCACCUAUGCAGACGGUCAUCAUGGGAAACCAGUUGCUGCGUCUCGCCACCAGCAGCAAUAGCAGUAACACGACCAGCAUCAACAACAGCAACAAUAGCUUGCCUAGCACGUCCAGUGGCAUUGCAAGUGCUCCCAAAACUCUGCUUAUUGGCGCUGGUGCAACACAAACGUUGCGUUUAGGCAAGAAUGUGCUGCUCGCGGCCAGCAGUGGCAGUAGUGUAAGCACCACAUCAACGGUGGCCACAACCACUGCAACACCUGCCAAUAAUCUGGUAUUUGCCGUGCAGAACAAUGGCGGCCAAUUGUUCUUUACGCCUGGACUGCAGGGUGUCAAUCUGAAACCGUUGUCCAGCAUGAAGGUAAUACCCAUGUCCACGGCGACAACUGUCGGCGCCGGCAGUGGUGUUAAACUGAGCAAUGUAACGACGGCAACUGUUGAUGCGGUAGCUGGCAAAACGUUGAAUACUAAACUGUUGCCCGCCGCUGUGCUGAAGACGGCCAGUGGGGGACAUGGUAAUUAAGUAAAAGGACGCAAUUGGCAGAGGCUUGUUAAAACUAUGUUGUUUACAUAAUCAGUUGUUUGGAUUUAACAUUUAUCAUUUAUAUAUACAUAUAUAUAACUAUACAUAGUAGCUAACAUAAUGUAAUUUACGAUUU
Messenger RNA from Drosophila hydei, 5453 nucleotides. Its product is annotated as nuclear factor related to kappa-B-binding protein. Gene Ontology annotation, molecular function: protease binding. Bases 413 to 5317 code for a protein of 1634 amino acids. The record is from RefSeq and is a predicted model, not a curated record. The transcript is spliced from 4 exons. NCBI's taxonomy places the organism in Eukaryota, Metazoa, Arthropoda, Insecta, Diptera, Drosophilidae. Gene Ontology annotation, cellular component: Ino80 complex.